This is a messenger RNA of Sphaeroforma arctica JP610, 1698 nucleotides long. RefSeq lists its product as hypothetical. Lineage: Eukaryota; Ichthyosporea; Ichthyophonida. The coding region runs from base 1 to 1698 and encodes 565 amino acids. Gene Ontology annotation, biological process: post-Golgi vesicle-mediated transport. The record is from RefSeq and is a predicted model, not a curated record. Gene Ontology annotation, molecular function: protein binding. The transcript is spliced from 10 exons. Gene Ontology annotation, cellular component: Golgi apparatus; membrane.
AUGGCUAUUGCAGCCACAUACCAGCAAAUCGACACAAAUCAUAUUUCUAUCGCUAAGUUUGGAUUCGAAGUGGACUGGACAAUUGACACUGCUGCAGACUACGACACGACUAUGGUAUUGGUGUUCCUCGAGGGCCGUGACGGUACAACGAACAUUCUCAGCGUUGCCGGCUUGGAGACCAGCAACCCCGUACCAGUACCCGGGAGUGAAGUGUAUCUGAGCAAAAACAACGGACUGUCCUUUGAGGACCAAGAGUUCUGGUUCAGUGAGGUCGAUAGUUCGGGUCUUGCUAGUAAGACAGCCUGGUUGGAUAUUGCAAAUAUCCAGGUCAACCCGUACUUCAAGACCCAUGCCAUGCUAUGGUCUCAGGAUCACGCAACGCUCUUCAUCACCAAGACAGGCGGAGACACCUGGUCCCGUCGACCCGUUACGCUCGAGUACAGCCCACGCACUGUGGUGCCUCACCCCACAGAGCCGGAGACCUCUCUACUCAUCACAUCCAAUGGAGGACAUGUGUACAUAACCCAGGACAUGGGUGACACCUACUCUGGGCCAUAUCGCAGUAACGUGCUUUCGGCUCUGUGGGCACCGCAGCUGCGGAGCGAUGGGGAACCGGCACAGGACGCAGCGACUACUAUCUUCUUUGUAGAGGAGGCGCUAGAGGAAGGUCUGGCUCUAAUCGUCUUCCAGUUGCGUCGUACCACCGACUUGUUUGCCACAACCGAUGACCUGUUGCAGCCAGACAUUCAGACCUUUAGUAUGGUGCCUGAGAACAAUAUGAUGUUUGUGUCGACGUUCAGUCUCUUGACGGGAGCUGUGGCCCUGAAGGCAAGUCUGGACAAUGGAGAUACGUGGGAGGACGUGGUUAUUCCGAUACAAGAGGAUCAUAGAGACUACGGCUAUAGUGUCAUAGGCCACUUCAACGGUAGCGUGUUCUUGGUUGCGGACAACGACAACCAUGAAUCCAUGCCGGCAGGAGGGCAAGCAUCUGCGAACGUCUACGGCGCAACAGAGAACAGCCUCAACUUCACGCUUGUACUGGACAAGCUUCUCUACCUCGACAGCAACUCGUAUUUCGCAGAGGUACCGAACCGACCAGGCACGAUUGCCGCAGACAUCAUCGCAGAGGGACCCAACAACACAGUUGGCUUUGAGAGUGUGCUGUCCUUUGACGGGGGAGCCACGUGGAAUACUCUGGCCACGUCUGGCAAGUAUCCCAACGGAACUGCCUACGACUGUGGGAACUGUACACUAUACUCAGGCUACAUCCAGGGCACCCCUGACAGUGUACUGGUGACCAAAGCCACAUACAUGGCACCGUACGAAGGACCGCCAGGGCUGUUCCUGUCCGAAGAUGGGGGCAAGAGUUGGGAUAUGAUUCUCGUAGCACCCAGCGCGUUCUACGCCAUCAACUCCGAUGCCUCCAUCAUCCUCACAGCCGAGUCCAGCCUACCUACCACCACAGUACAAUACACGCUUGACAACGGAAGAACCUGGUUAGACUACGAAUUCACAGAGUCCCCUGUGAGCGUUAAAAUGAUCAAGUUCGUGACCGAGGAGGACCGAACAUUCCACGUGUACUCGACCACCGGCAGCAACGUGUACUCGACCACCGGCAGCAACGACACCACUGCAAGCGACGGUGUCAGCCCUAGGGCGGCUUCUACAUGGUACGCUACAACUAUAAUCUUCAACUGA